Messenger RNA from Paramecium pentaurelia, 997 nucleotides. The record is from the annotation of a GenBank genome assembly. NCBI's taxonomy places the organism in Eukaryota, Ciliophora, Oligohymenophorea, Peniculida, Parameciidae.
AUGAGAUCUAAUCAUUAAUACAAUUAUAAUUAUAAAUUAGACUAAAUAUUUUAGAGAGAGAAGUAACUAUUAAUAGUAAAUAGAUCAUAUGAUCUUCAUUUAAAGAAAUUGAAUGAAAUCAAAAGUAAAAAAACAUAAUCUUAAUAAAGAGUUUAACAUUUGGAAAUCUUAGAAAAAAGAAACAAUUUAAGAUAAUAAAGAAGACGUUUUGAUUUAAAUGGUAUGCUAAAAUCCAUUAUUUCAAUAGAAUAAUCAGAACGUAUAAAUAAAGGAAAUAGCUAGUUAUAUUAAAAAAUAACAGAAAUUUGCAAUAGACCAAUGUAAUAAGAUUACUAUAAAUAUGAAGAUGAAAAUCUACAUCACCCUCACAAUUUAAACUUAACCUUUCGUAAAAAUCAAGCUUAAUAAAUACAAAACGAAAAUAUUAAAAUAGCUGAUCGUCUAAUGAAAUAAGAACCAGUCUUAAAAUUAGAAGAAUUUUCACAUUCUUAUAAAGAAAAUAAAAGAUUAAUGAUAAGAUUAUAACGAUAUUAAUAAUGUUAAAAUUACAUGAAUAUAAUAAGGUAUUAUUUUCUUCUAUUAAAUAAGAAAUAAUAUGACAUAUUCUUAUAGAGAUUCUACAAAUAAUAGUUCAAUAAAUUCAAAAAAGAAAGAAAAACAAUAAUUAUAAUUUUAAUUAUAGCCAAUUAUUAUUAAGUAAAUAUAUUAUAAAUGGAUUAUUUAUAGUUUAAAAGCUAAAUCUAUUGAAAAUAAUGAAAUAGAUAAAUUAAAUGAAAUUAAAGAUAAAGUUUAAUAAUAAAAAGAAAUAGAAAAAUCAAAAGAUCAAUAAAUUAAAUAAUAAUUAUCAGAAAUUCCAUAAGUAAAUGAAGAAUCUUAAAUUGAAACAAUUAGAUAAGAUGAAACUGUUGAAUAAUAAAUAUAAUCAUAAAUUGAAAGAUAAGUUAAACAAUAUCAAGAAGAAUAAAGUGAUGAUAUUGAAUAAUAAUAAUAAAUAUGA